UCGCCGGUGAUGUAGUAACUCCCCGAUUUCGGAGUACGCUUUCCCAGUGAACGUGUAAAAUUUUCUAGUUCCCUCUACACUCGAAUUACGUGUCGAAAUGAAGCGUGGAAAAAACGUCUUAAAUCGAUUUGCAAUUCUAGUUCUUUUCGCUUGCUAUAUGUACCCAAGUCUACUUUAUAAGUCAAUAACAUCGUUUACAACGGAAGAAAUCGAUUCAGGUCACCUUGGUUCCGCUCGAGAGAUUCGAUCCGUCGAAUUUGAUGCAACCGAAACAACUCGAAGAAUGCAAUCAGAAACAACCUCGGCAUCAUCACAAAAUUGCGUCAAACCCUCCAUAGACGACUUUCCAAACGAUUUUAUGACCCAGUAUCAGCGACAGAAGCAAGGAGGCGUUGUAAUUCAUUUUCUACUGGCCAUUUAUAUGUUUGGAGCACUGGCCUUAGUAUGCGACGAUUACUUCGUUCCCUCGCUGGAACAGAUCACCAACAAGCUUCACAUGGGCUCUGAUGUUGCUGGUGCGACUUUUAUGGCGGCUGGAAGCUCCGCCCCUGAGUUGUUUACCUCGAUAAUCGGUGUUUUUAUCACUAAGAGUGACAUCGGUCUUGGGACGAUAGUUGGGUCUGCAGUUUUUAAUAUCUUAUUUAUUGUGGCCAUGUGUGGCUUGUUUGCCGGCACCGUCCUGCGUUUGACACCCUGGCCUCUGUUGCGUGAUUCAUUUUGUUAUCUUUUGAGCAUCGUUGCACUGAUUGCGAUCUCUUACGAUCAAUAUGUCUACUGGUAUGAAGCAAUGGUGCUAGUGAUUAUGUACCUGUUGUACGUUGUUAUUAUGUAUUUUGACAAAACUCUUGAAAACUCUUUUACGAAAUUGACGGGAAUGGGCAGAGUGGUCACUGAUGCUGAGAGAAACAAGAAACAAGCAGAUGAACAAAGAUCAUUACUGAAAGAAGAUGACGAAUGUGGGGAAGAUUCCUCGUCCCUUGGAGAACAAGAAGAGGUGAAGAUCAUUGACGAGAAUGAUGAUUCGCCAUUUUCAGUGCCUCCCGGCUUGUUUGCCCGCGUUCUUUGGAUCCUUGCGUUACCAGCCAUAUGUUUGUUUUACGUGACGAUACCUGACUGUCGCAAAGAGCGGUGGGAACAGUGGUAUCUAGUCUCAUUCUUUUUAUCAGUGAUAUGGAUUGCACUACUCUCCUAUAUUUUAGUUUGGAUGGUGUCCAUCAUUGGCUUCACCCUGGGUAUCCCAGAUGUCAUCAUGGGCCUGACAUUCCUGGCAGCAGGUAGCAGUGUGCCAGAUGGUAUAUCCAGCCUAAUUGUUGCUCGUCAAGGAGAUGGAGACAUGGCUGUCUCAAACACAAUAGGCAGCAAUGUAUUUGACAUUUUACUGUGCCUUGGGCUGCCUUGGUUGCUGAAGACUACAGCAGUGGACCCUGGAGGUUAUGUUGUUGUGUUAAGUGGUAGCAUUAUUUACACAUCAAUUUCCCUCUUUGGAACUGUGUUUGUCACAAUAGUUUUAGUAGUGACAAACAAAUGGUAUUUGAAUAAGUGCGUGGGAAUAGCUUUUCUGUUGCUAUAUAUAUUAUUCAUCACAGUUGCAACCCUUUUUGAGCUUAAUCUCUUUGGGAACUACAACCUGCCAACAUGUUAGACAUAGAAAUUACAAUUGUCUAGUGUUUAUAUCAUAAAAUUAUACACUUCUUUUUCCAAAAUAAUUAUACCAUCUGAAUAGAUUUUAAAACUCUUUUAAAAAGGUUAAACAUGAAAUCUCAUUAUUAUAACAUUUUGUUGUUAAAUUAUAAAAAGAUGAGUGGAGAGACUUCAAAAAGAAAAAGAGAUUCCAAAUAUUUGAAAUGAUUUUCAAAUUGGAAAGUCCUUCAAAACAUUUUUAUGUUAACAACUGGAUUCUACGUGAUCCUUUUAAAAAUAAUUCAUACCCUUCACAUUAAGGCAAUCAAGAA
Pocillopora verrucosa is the source of this 1952-nucleotide messenger RNA. Lineage: Eukaryota; Metazoa; Cnidaria; Anthozoa; Scleractinia; Pocilloporidae. The record is from RefSeq and is a predicted model, not a curated record.